Darwinula stevensoni is the source of this 1539-nucleotide messenger RNA. The record is from the annotation of a GenBank genome assembly. NCBI's taxonomy places the organism in Eukaryota, Metazoa, Arthropoda, Ostracoda, Podocopida, Darwinulidae.
AUGCUUUUGACGCCUAACCAGAAAAUCAGCAUUGCCCAGCGCACUUUAGAUGCGGAGAUUUUAGGCCUGCGCGAGGUGCGCGAGCAGUUGGCCAGUGGCUUGCCCGCGGCGGUUGAUGUGUUGCUAGGCUGCAAAGGGCGCGUGGUGGUGAUGGGCAUGGGCAAAAGCGGUCAUAUUGGACGCAAAAUUGCGGCCACUUUGGCUUCGACCGGGGCCCCCGCUUUAUUUGUGCAUCCGGCUGAAGCCAGCCAUGGGGAUUUGGGGAUGGUGACGAGCCAGGACGUGGUGCUGGCGAUUUCCAAUUCGGGCGAGUCAACCGAGUUGACGAGUAUUUUGCCUGUCAUCAAGCGUCUGGGAGUGCCUCUGGUGGCGAUUACGGGUAAGCCCUCCUCUAGCCUGGCGCAGCAUGCAGAUGUGGUGCUCAAUGCGGCCAUCAGCCGCGAGGCCUGCCCGCACAAUUUGGCGCCCACCACCAGUACGACUGCGCAGUUGGCCUUGGGCGAUGCAUUGGCCGUGGUGCUGCUGGAGGCGCGGGGUUUUUCGGCAGAGGACUUUGCCCGCUCGCAUCCAGGCGGUACGCUGGGCCGCAAACUGCUCACGCAUGUGGCUGAUGUGAUGCGCCAAGGCGAAGCGGUACCGCGGGUGAGCGAAACAGCGGGUUUGAGCGCUGUCAUGCAAGAAAUGAGCGCUAAGGGGUUAGGCGCUGCGGCCGUUGUCAAUGCCACGGGUGAACCCGUGGGCAUCUUUACCGAUGGCGAUUUGCGCCGCUUGGUCGAAAGUGGUCGUGACUUGCGGUCGCUGUCUGCGCAAGCGAUUAUGCAUAAACAGCCUUUGACGGUGCGCACGGAUGCGCUGGCCGUUGACGCGGUAGCCUUGAUGGAGGCGCACAGCAUCAGCAGUGUUUUGGUGGUGGAUGCGCAAGGCCUGAUGCGUAUGACAGACAACUUACCGAUUCCCCGCCCCGCCCAUUCUCUAGUCCCUUACGGGGCUUUAAGCGUAUCAAAAGAGCUUUCUGCGCUGGCGGCGCAAGUGCGCGUCGUGUUUUUUGAUGUGGAUGGCGUGCUCACCGAUGGCAGCUUGUAUUACUCAGACCAGGGGGAGGUGCUCAAAGCCUUUCACUCGCUAGACGGACAUGGCUUGAAAAUGCUGCAGCGCGCAGGUGUUGUGGCGGCGGUCAUCAGUGGCCGCGAUUCGCCUGCGCUGCGCUGCCGUUUGGCGCACUUGGGUAUAAGCCAAUUUACCUUGGGGACAGAAGACAAAUUGCCAGCGGCGGAACAAUUAUUGAGCGCUCUUGGUUUAGGUUGGGGGCAGGCAGCUGCCAUGGGCGAUGAUUGGCCCGAUUUGCCCCUGCUGUCGCACGCGGCCUUUGCCUGUGCGCCAGCCAAUGCCCACCACGAAGUAAAAGCGGCUGCGCACUACGUCACGCUGGCGCAAGGAGGGCAAGGCGCGGCACGUGAACUGAUUGAUGUGGUGCUACAGGCGCAGGGCCAAUACCUUAUCCAGUUGGAAAAACACCGCAAAGGCCAUCUUUCUUUAUGA